This is a messenger RNA of Camelina sativa (false flax), 1123 nucleotides long. RefSeq lists its product as uncharacterized. NCBI's taxonomy places the organism in Eukaryota, Viridiplantae, Streptophyta, Magnoliopsida, Brassicales, Brassicaceae. The record is from RefSeq and is a predicted model, not a curated record.
ACCAAAAUACAAAAAUAAUACAGAAAAUACAAAAGAGGAAAACAGAUUAAAAUAAUAAGCACAUGACAUGUGCUUACACACUCCAUGCAAAAAGAAAUAAGAGAGAUCCUUUAAUUCUUCCGCAAACUUCUCUUACAGUAACAAAGCAUCACUUUUCCAAAAAUAGAUGCGCCUUUGUCUCUUCUUUUCAUAUCUGAAGAAGCUUCGCCGUCUUCGGAUCUAGCAUUAUCUUUUUUUUUCUUCAUUUUAGGUUUAAUUCUGAUAAAAAGCUGCUGACUCGAAGACAUUAUCCAGAGAAAGUGAAGUUUUUGGUUGUGUGCAGAAGAGCAUUAAAUGAAGACAAUGUCAGAAAGAUCAGAAGACAACACAAAUGGAGUCAAAUCUUCAAAGGUUAUCGUAAAGGAGAGCUCUCAGGUCAAUUCAUCGUCAAGAAUCUAUUACUACGGCGGAGCCUCCGUGCCGUUUUUAUGGGAGACACGGCCAGGGACACCAAAACACCCUCUUUACUCGGAAUCGUUUCGUCUUCCACCGUUAACGCCACCUCCUUCGUACUACUCCUCCUCCUCCUCCGGGAACAAACAGAGUAAAUCGAGAACGAAACAAACUCGAUUCGUGAAGACUCUGUUGUCACGUCACGUGUCGCGUCAUUCGUUUUCUUGGUCGUCUACGUCUUCAUCUUCUUCCUCUUCGUACUCUUCUUCGUCUCCUCCGUCUAAAACAGAGCAUCGUCCCAAAAAAUGUUACCUUUCUUGCUCGAGAUCUUAUGCUAAGGAGGAUGACGAGGAAGAGAUUAGGUCGUCGUCUCCGACGUCAACAUUGUGUACUUAUAAAAGAGGGUUUAGUUCAUCUAUGGGAAGUGUGAAGAGAGCUUUGUGUUCUGUUCUUAGCCAUGGAUCUAGUCGUAAAGAUCUUAGAUUGAUGUAACAGUUUAUUCCAUGUUCUUCUUAUUUCGAUUGUUGUCAUUUAAAAAAAAAAAAAACAGGAUCUUGAGGUUUAAGAUCCAUUUUUUUUUUUGUAUGUUUUGGCUUUCGCCUCUUUGAACACAUAUAUUAGUGUUUGAUUGUGUUCAUUGUUCAAUGCUUAACAAAAAGUUUGUCAUGUUUAGAUUUAUCUUUGGUUGCUC